AAUGCCGCCCUGAAUGCCGCCAGAGCCCCCCGCCCGCCCCCUGCCCCGUUCCGCUGCCUCCCCUGGGGCCGGCCUUGGGGAUGCCCCGUGAGGUCUCCUUGCUGCCCCACGGCCUGGCCGCUGGCGCCCGCUGCGUCUGGGUCGCGGCCAGUGGAGCGUGUGCUUCCUCCUCCUUCCUCCCCAGGUCGCCCGGCACUGGCCUGGGGGAUUUUUGCCGGUGGCCUGAUUGGUUGGCCAGGAAGCUGUUCUCUGCAUCUCCCGUGAGCAGGGCACCGUUCACAGCCACCUCCCUCCUUCAAGCGCGGGAGCCGGCACCACUGGUGGGGCCCCGCCUCCCUGAGCCCAGCGUCAGGCGGAAGGCCGUGGGGGAGGGGCAUCCCUGGCGCUUGGGCGCCGCCUCGCUUGCGCCCACGCUGCCCUGCCCCUGCAUCUGCACCUUCGUUUCCCCAAGGACCCUGUGGCUGCUGCAGGCAAGGAGGCUCCAGGGGCUGGGCGCUGGGCCCCCUCCCACCUGGGCUGCCAGAGCCCCCAGGCCUGGUCCCCUGCCUGCCUGGGGCAUCCCCCCGAUGGCUGCCCUGGGAGGUGGGAGGACGGGCAGGCCCCUGGGCACCACAGUCCAGGUUCACUGACAGCUUUACAGACCAGGGGACUCUGGGAGACCUGCGGCAGGAGACUGGGCCUGUGAGUGCCCACUGCCGAGUGCUGGCAUGUCUUGCCCCGGGAGGAGGUCCCGGGGAUGAGGUCACCUGCUUCCUGGAUCACGGAGGGCCGUCUCAUUCUCCUCCUGUUCUGACUGUGCCCUUCACCCUCGACUGAGCCAUUGGGGCUGGGAAGGCCCCGGAGCCUGGGGGCUGGGUGGCUCCGGGCUGCCCCCACACCCGAUCUCACAGGGCUCGGUGGAGGGCUGCCCCCGCCUGCCUCGCUUCCCUUGCUCCUUCCCUGGCAGCCUCCGCUAAAGGCUCCUGAGAAGUUCUGGGUCCUUAUAUCCGAGAAACAGAUACCAUCUCCCAUUCCUGGUGGAAGAUGAGCCCGCACCAAGGCCUGUCCUUACCGCUCACUUCAGCUUCACGAGGGCCAACCGGCUCACUGGUGACGGGGGGGAGCUGUGCCUUGGAGAUGCCCCCGUGGGAGAUGCCCCAGCCUGGGGCUGGGUGUUGAACCUAAGUCACACUGGGAGGCAGGGCUGGGCGGAGGGCUCGGGCUUCCUCCUCGUGCCUGUGACAACGCGUUCCUUCGGCCUGGGCUGCGCUGCUCGCUCGUUGUUGGGACCCCGCCUGCGGCCCAGGAGCUGGAUUUCCGAUCUGUAAACACGGGGCAUGUGUCCCAGCGGCUGUGGGCAAGCGAGGGGGCCGCGAGCCGGCCACACAGGUCCUGCAGCCUCAGGCCUCCUGGUUGCCCGACAGGCAGCUGGGGGGAGGGGGGCAUGGCCACAGAUUAAAGGCCGCUCGGAGCAGCCUGUGUGGAGCCGGUUGCCCAACAGCCCAGGAAGCCGAGCAGCGCCCACUCCCGGUUUUGUGCCUCUUGUUUGGGCAACUGUAGGCUUCACUGUCCCUGUGAAAACAUCACCAUGUCCAAGGGACCCCAGGCUGAGACCUUCGUCUUCUUGGACCUGGAAGCCACCGGGCUCCCCAGUGUGGACCCCAAGAUCGCCGAGAUCUCCCUGUGCGUCCACCGCUCCUCGCUGGAGAACCCCAAGCGCGAUGAGUCUGACGCCCUGGUGCUGCCCCAGGUCCCGGAUGAGCUCACGCUCUGCAUGAGCCCGGAGCGCCCGUUCACUGCCAAGGCCAGCGAGAUCACCGGCGUGAGCAGCGAGGGCCUGGCCAGGUGCCAGAAGGCCGGCUUUGACAGCGCUGUGGUGCGUACACCGCAGGCCUUCUGAGCUGCCAGGGAGGGCCCCUUGUGCCUCGUGGCGCACAACGGCUUCGAUUAUGACUCCCCCCUGCUGUGCACGGACUGCCUGGGUACGCUGCCGGCGCCGCGGGGCCUGGACCAUGCCCACAGCCAUGGCACCCGGGCCCAGGGCGGCAAGGGUUACAGCCUGGGCAGCCUCUUCCACUGCUACGUCCAGGCGGAGCCGAGGGCCACGGCACACCCGGCUCAUGGUUUUUCUGCCGCCGAGCUGCUCGCCUGGACUGAUGAGCAUGCCCUUAGCUGGGCCCGUGUCAAGCCCAUGGACGUGCCACCCGACGGCCCGAGUCUCAAGGCCUGAGCCAGGGGCUCGGUAACGCUGCUGCCCAGGGUGACGAGGCGCACUCCCUGCAGUAGGGCAGUGCCAGCCUCCGCCGUUCAGCCGGGCCGUGUGGCCCGGAGCUGGACCUGGGCCAGUGCCUUGCCGCCCAUCCUGGCGGGCCUGUGCGCCUGCCAGGCUUUCCCUGGCCCUGGCCUAACCUGCCCCUCAGCCCUAGAGCCUCCUCCCGGCCCCUCCCCCGGCCCGUGCCCUGGUAGAGGUUGCUGCCGCUGGUGCCCACCCUCCACCCCGUCUUUCAAUAAACAUUGACAACCGCUCACCAGCUGGCUUUCGCUUGCUCUCCUCCCUACAUUCUGCCCGGAGUGGGCCAAGAGGGAGCCAGGCCAGGGGCACGAGCAGAGCACCCCAGGGCUGCCCCCUUGUGGCCUAUCUCUGCGGUGAGCCUGGUCGGGGAGCCGUCGGCGUUCACAGCCUGGUCCAAGGGGCCGACAGGCUGGGGCUGUGGACCUCAAGCCACGGGCCUCUGCCCUGGCUGGUCUCCUACUGUGCCAUCGAUGAUCACCCCUUCCCUGCCUUGUCA
Messenger RNA from Orcinus orca (killer whale), 2768 nucleotides. It is a transcript of the gene TREX2, whose product is annotated as three prime repair exonuclease 2. Gene Ontology annotation, biological process: DNA catabolic process. Gene Ontology annotation, cellular component: cytoplasm. The record is from RefSeq and is a predicted model, not a curated record. NCBI's taxonomy places the organism in Eukaryota, Metazoa, Chordata, Mammalia, Artiodactyla, Delphinidae. Gene Ontology annotation, molecular function: nucleic acid binding; 3'-5'-DNA exonuclease activity.